Molecule: messenger RNA, 489 nt
Organism: Cutaneotrichosporon oleaginosum
Lineage: Eukaryota; Fungi; Basidiomycota; Tremellomycetes; Trichosporonales; Trichosporonaceae
Source: RefSeq, a predicted model, not a curated record
AUGCUCCUCUGGACGCUCCUCACGCUCGCCGCCGGCGUGGCCGCCACCCGCGUACACCCCGGCCACCGCCGCGACAAGUGCCUUGACGUAGUGGGGACGAGCGAGGCCUCGGAGGUCCACAUCAGCAUGCUCGUGACAUUCAACGAUUGCGCGGAUACGUCGACGCAGAAAUGGGAAGUGUGGCGGGGCACGACGUUCAUCCGGCUGAGCGGCACCGAGUGGUGCGUCGACGUCGGCACGCACCGCCGCGGGCCCACGCCGGGCUGGAACCCGAGCAACGGCGAGGGCGCCAAGCUCUACCCGUGUGGCCAGAUCAUCCGCGAGGCCGGAAAGACGUUUGAGUUCCGACGCAACAAGUUCUCCGUAAGGGAGAAGGCCCUCGGCGACUUCUGCCUCGACCUGCGCGACGGUAACCUCGGCCCUGACAACCGGCUCCAGAUGUGGCAGUGCUUCAAGCACAACCCGAACCAGGUGUUCUCGAUCUCGUAG